Molecule: messenger RNA, 636 nt
Organism: Arxiozyma heterogenica
Lineage: Eukaryota; Fungi; Ascomycota; Saccharomycetes; Saccharomycetales; Saccharomycetaceae
Gene: ATG33
Product: Atg33p
Exons: 1
Coding region: 1-636 (211 amino acids)
Biological process (GO): autophagy of mitochondrion
Cellular component (GO): mitochondrion
Source: RefSeq, a predicted model, not a curated record
AUGUCUCUUUGUUUAGGUAUUACUAAAACUAUAGCUAUAUCAUCACUUGGGUUAUAUGCAGGUGUAUUGUCCGCGUCCACUAUAUUAUCAUUCAAUAAACACACAUCGAUAAUUUUAUCUAACCUAGACAUUAUUAAUAAAGCACAAAUAAAACAAAUUAUCAAUAAGAUUUUCCAGUUUGGCAACGUUAUCGGUGGCCUAUCCACUACAUUUUUUGGUUUAAGUUAUUUUGGCGCACCGGUCCAUUGGAAACAUCCCUACCUUCUAUAUGGAAUGCUGAUUGCUCCAAUAUCAAAUCUUUAUUUGUAUUAUUUAAAAGGAUCAAUUGAACAUGAAUUGAGAGUACAAUCAAUUGACAAUAAAAAGGAUCUAACUAGUACUGAUCCCAAACCCAUUCAAAUCACCGAAGACAACGAUUCUAACACAUCCCCUACUUCAUCCACAAAUGAAUCUAUUGUGGAUUUGGGCCAAAAUGGAUCACAAUCACCAUCUACUGAAUCUAAUGUUGAGGUAUUAGAAAGAACAAGAUCGUUUUGUAAUUCAAUUGGGACAGGACUAUUAUUGACUACCACAAUAUCGGUUGUCGGACUUGUGCAAUCCGUCAUGGGUGUCUAUGGGGAAGGUAAUUUCACCUAG